Messenger RNA from Cololabis saira (Pacific saury), 11929 nucleotides. RefSeq names its product dynein, axonemal, heavy chain 12 (gene dnah12). Lineage: Eukaryota; Metazoa; Chordata; Actinopteri; Beloniformes; Belonidae. The transcript has 73 exons. Gene Ontology annotation, molecular function: ATP binding; minus-end-directed microtubule motor activity; ATP hydrolysis activity. The record is from RefSeq and is a predicted model, not a curated record. Gene Ontology annotation, cellular component: dynein complex. Bases 1 to 11919 code for a protein of 3972 amino acids. Gene Ontology annotation, biological process: microtubule-based movement.
AUGGAGGGUUUACCAAAGCUUCAAGUCCUGCCCCCAAUUGGAGGGGCAGUUCAGAUUGCUGAUGUUGAAAAUCACCUCAUCGCGGCCAAGAAGGAGUUGGCUGAGACGCUAACGGCGCACAAGGAGAUUAUGAGACACACGAGAAGAAAAAAGCAACAAAGCCAAUACGAAAUGACAUUGGUGUCCAGAGCAAUGGAAAAUAUGAGACUCAAUAAAGAGAGGGGAGAUGUCCGCAGUCUUUCACCAGAACCAGAGCUUCCACCUUCUAUGCUCAGUGAGGAGCGGAAACAAAUGAUGAACUACUGCUUCUUAAAGACCUGUGUGGAGAAAAGACCCUUCGAACCAAUCCAGCAACAGUGGUUGGACUCGGUUGUAUCCAGAGUUCAACCUAAACUGAGGGAGAGCCCUGAGAAAAAAAAACUGAUACAAGAGCUCUGCAUGGAAGUCAGCAAGGAGUUUCACAAUGUGAUUGUCAAACACACAGUGGGUCGAGUGUUAGAGAAUCCUUAUGUGGAAGAAGAGAGCUCAGAAAAACAAAUGGCAACCCAACAAAAAAUUCCUGAUUUCUCCCAGCCACGGCAUGAUAGCUUUAUGAAGAGCCGAAAGAAGAUAGAAGCAAAUUUGCACAUUCUGCAUCCUGUUAUGCAAUCUCUUCUGGAUAUUGGCUACACAACAUUUUCUUCACUGGUCCUCACUGAUCUUUCAGGAUGCAGAGCUUCAGGACCUGUGGACUGUAAAGUCCUACAGAACAAAGUAGCUGAGGAUUGUAAGAGGAAGGAAGAACAAAUCAUGGGUAUCUGGUUUACCAAAAUUGUCCACAUGCUGGCAAAUAAAGACAUACUCAAGGGAGUUAAAGAGGAGAAAAUUGAUUCCUUUUACAAUUGUGCAUCCACCCUCAUUUCCAACCAAUUGAAAUCAGUCCUUCAGGCAAAUACAGAAAAGUUUGUCAGUGUAUUUGAGCCGUGCAGUCUCCACUGCUUACCAAUCUUCCGAAUAGUUUUGGCUUUUGACGAUGAAAAGAUGGAAAUGUACCCCUCCUUCCAAGAACUGGAUGCUACUCUUUUGGAGAUCCUUAACACCAUAACAAAUACUUUUCAGAAAGUGCAGACGGUCUCGUCUUUGUUGAGACAAACCUCAUGCUCGUUUGUGGACGCAAAGGUGGCUGAUCAGGUUCUUGCUUGGGCUCAUGACACUGUGAACAACACUGUCUACAAAUACCUAGAGGAACCUGACAAACAUUUAAAAAGCUAUGUCACCAACUAUGAAUGGCUCGUCAAUGGAACUGCACAGACUCGUGUAGAUGCAUUUAUAGAAGAGGAUCACUCUCUUGAUGAGUACACUAAGCAAGUGGAUGAGUUUUUUAUGCUGUCAAGAGAGAUCUUGAGCCUCCCACCAAAAGUCAACUUCACAAUGGUCCAUCUGGAUUGUGAAGAGCUGAAACAAGGGCUGGCAAACAAAGCUGAAACCUUUGCUAAACUAUUACUAGAGAAAGUGGCCACCAUACACCGUGAGCAAAAUCUACUGAUAUGCUCUGAGUUUGAAACCAUCAGACAGAAAGCUUUGGAAGUUCCAGAGAAUACAGAAGACAUUGCUCAGAUGGAAGAGUACAUUACUUUUACCAAGACAAAGGGUAUUGCAGCACUUGAAGAAAAAAUAAAGAAAGCAUGCUACAGACUUACCUACCUGUUGGAUUUCUACACCUUUGAGCCAGAGGAUUUGAAGCUUAACUCGACUGUUUUUAACUGGCCAAAAAACAUCCUUGGUGCAUUUCAGCAUAACGAUGAGGUGCUGCUGAUGGCCAAGGAGAAAGAACAGAAAGAGCUGUUUGCCAAAAGGAAAAGAGUAAUGUUAGAGCUUGAAAGGUUGAGACGCAAUAUAGACGCGUUCCCAGAGUACUCUGAGUUGGAUAUGAUGCAGCAGGGUGUAAACGAUGUUGGAGCAGUUCAGAAACGUCUACAGGAGGCUGAAGAGACAAUUGUUGUUAUCAAUAAGGAAGAGAGCUUCUACGAGUUGGAGCUCACGUGUUACCCAGAAGUUGAGGUCAUGAAAGAGGAUAUUGAACCGUACCAAAAGCUGUUUGGAUUUAUCCUGAAGUGGCAGCGCAUGGAAGAAAGAUGGAUGCAUGGUUCCUUCUUGAAACUAGAUGGGGAAAGCAUGGAGGUUCAAGUGGAUGAGUCCUACAGAGAGAUCUUCAAGAUGCUAAAGUUUUUCCAACGGAAGCAAAAUAAGGCUAAACAAGAGAGGGAGAUGAUUUCUGGGAUGUCUAGACAUAAAUCUGGUAAAGAGGAGGAACCGACCGUGCAGGAAAGCCCCACAGUUUUGCUGUGUUCUUCUGUAGUGGAACAAAUUAAAAAGUUCAAGGACUAUAUCCCUAUAGUUUCCAUCUUGUGUAACCCAGGUAUCAGAGCUCGUCACUGGGAACAAAUGUCAAACAUAGCGGAUUAUGACCUCACCCCCAACCCUGGAACAACUCUGACAAAAGUUCUCAAGCUAAACCUGGUCCCAUACCUAGAGGAGUUUGAGACUGUCAGUGCAGCUGCCAGUAAGGAGUUUUCUAUGGAGAAGGCUAUGCAGAACAUGAUGCAUAUUUGGGAUGGUAUUUCUUUCCACCAUCAACCUUGGAGGGAUGCUGGCGUGUCCAUCUUGACUGCCUUGGAUGAUAUUCAGACGAUGUUAGAUGACCAGAUUGUGAAGACUCAGACAAUGAGGGGCUCACCAUUCAUCAAACCUUUUGAAAAGGAAAUUAAGAAAUGGGAGGAGCGCCUUCUUCGCAUCCAGGAGACCAUUGAUGAGUGGUUGAAAAUGCAAGCGCAGUGGCUCUACCUUGAGCCCAUCUUUUCAUCUCAGGACAUUAUGCAGCAGAUUCCAGAAGAAGGAAAGCUUUUCCAAACUGUUGAUAGAAACUGGAAAGAGAUCAUGAGGCACUGUGUCAAAGACCCCAUGGUUCUUCCAGCAACCUCACUUCCUAAUAUGCUAGAGAAACUGCGAGAUUCCAACAGCCUCCUCGACUGCAUUAUGAAAGGUUUGAAUGCUUACCUGGAGAAGAAGCGUCUCUUUUUUCCAAGGUUUUUCUUUUUAUCCAAUGAUGAAAUGCUUGAGAUUCUGUCUGAGACCAAGGACCCACUGCGUGUUCAGUCUCAUCUGAAGAAGUGCUUUGAGGGUAUUUCCAAACUGCACUUUCUACCCAAUCUUGAUAUCCAGGCCAUGUACAGCAGUGAAGGGGAGCGUGUUGAGCUAAUCCAGUGCGUCUCCACAUCUGAAGCUAAGGGAGCUGUAGAGAAGUGGCUGGUUCAGGUGGAGGAUGUGAUGCUUCGCAGUGUCAGAGAUGUAGUAGCCCAGUCUAGGGUGGCUUACAGUGAGACUGUACGGAAACAGUGGGUCCAGGAGUGGCCCGGACAGGUGGUGCUCUGCACGUCACAGAUUUUUUGGACAUUGGAGGUUCAUGAGGCCAUUAGAGCAGGGGCUGAUGGUUUAAGGAACUACUAUACACAACUGCAAAAUCAGCUGAGUGACAUUGUAGAGCUGGUGAGAGGAAAACUUUCCAAACAAACGCGAAUUACUCUGGGAGCACUCGUCACGAUUGAUGUCCACGCCCGGGAUGUAGUCAUGGAACUUAUUGAGAAAGGUGUAUCAAAUGAAAAUGACUUUCAGUGGCUAGCUCAGCUUCGUUACUACUGGAGCAACGACAAUGUUCGUGUUUGCAUCAUCAACUAUGACGUUAAGUAUGCCUAUGAGUACCUGGGGAACUCUCCACGUCUGGUCAUCACUCCUCUAACUGACAGAUGCUAUCGAACCCUGAUUGGUGCUUUCUACCUGAACUUGGGUGGUGCACCUGAGGGUCCAGCUGGUACAGGAAAGACUGAAACCACUAAAGAUUUAGCCAAAGCACUUGCUGUCCAGUGUGUAGUCUUUAACUGCUCAGAUGGAUUGGAUUAUCUUGCAAUGGGGAAGUUCUUUAAAGGUCUGGCUUCAUCUGGAGCGUGGGCAUGCUUUGAUGAAUUCAACCGUAUUGAACUUGAAGUACUGUCUGUAGUGGCCCAGCAAGUUCUGUGCAUCCAAAGAGCCGUCGAGCAGAAGCUGGAGUACUUUGACUUUGAAGGGACCAUGCUCAAGCUUAAUCCUAACUGCUUUGUGUCCAUAACAAUGAACCCUGGUUAUGCAGGACGCUCUGAACUCCCAGACAACCUCAAGGUGCUGUUCCGUACAGUGGCCAUGAUGGUUCCUAACUAUGCACUGAUUGCAGAGAUCUCUCUGUAUUCAUAUGGCUUCCUGAAUGCCAAACCACUCUCGGUGAAAAUUGUGAUGACCUACAGGCUCUGUUCCGAGCAGCUCUCAUCUCAGUUCCAUUAUGAUUAUGGGAUGAGGGCUGUGAAGGCAGUUCUUGUGGCUGCAGGAAACCUCAAGCUGAAGUAUCCUAAUGAGAAUGAGGAUAUUCUGCUCUUGAGAUCCAUAAAGGAUGUUAAUGAGCCCAAGUUUCUUUCCCACGAUAUUCCGUUAUUUAAUGGGAUAACCAGUGAUUUAUUUCCUGGCUCCUCCCUUCCUGAGCCUGACUACAAGCUGUUCUUAGAGGCUACUGAGGAGUGCUGUAAAAAUCACAAUGCCCAGCCAACACAGGUCUUUAUACAAAAGAUAAUCCAAACUUAUGAGAUGAUGAUAGUUAGACAUGGGUUCAUGCUGGUGGGAGAGCCAUUUGCUGGAAAGACCAAAGUGCUGCAUGUUCUAGCUGAUAUUCUCACUCUUAUGAAUGAGAAAGGGUACGGUGCAGAAGAGAAGGUCAUCUUCAGGACAUUAAAUCCAAAGUCAAUUACCAUGGGACAGCUCUUUGGACAGUUUGACCUAGUUUCACAUGAGUGGACAGACGGGAUUGUGGCCAACACAUUUCGUGAAUUUGCCUCGGCUGACACACCACACCGCAAGUGGGUGGUAUUUGAUGGCCCCAUAGAUACACUUUGGAUUGAAAGUAUGAACACUGUACUGGAUGACAACAAAAAGUUGUGCCUGAUGAGCGGUGAGAUCAUUCAAAUGUCUAGUCAGAUGAGUCUGAUAUUUGAAGCAAUGGACCUAUCACAAGCUUCUCCUGCCACAGUUAGUCGAUGUGGCAUGAUCUAUAUGGAACCUUCUCAGCUGGGCUGGAUGCCUUUGGUGAUCUCCUGGAUGAACACUCUUCCUGAUCUUCUGCAGAGCCAAGAGAACUCCUCCCUCUUGCUUGAGCUCUUCCAGUGGCUCAUCCCACCUGCCCUCAACAUACUACGCAAACACUGCAGAGAAGUUGUUUCCACUAGUAACAGUAACACUGUUGUGUCCUUGUGUCGACUGUUUGAAAUGCUCCUCACCGAACCUCUGCGGACUGGUCCUGAGGGAAAGAAUGUUCGCACUUGGAUUAUGGCAGCUUUUGCCUUCUCCCUUGUGUGGUCUGUAGGUGGUAGCUGUGACACCGAUAGCAGAGAGAAGUUUAGUGAGUUCUUCAGAGUGAUACUUUCAGGGGAGACAUCGGAACAUCCAACCCCCGAAGCAGUGGGGAAAUGGGAAUGUCCAAUGGAUGAAAAAGGCCUGGUGUAUGACUACUUUUAUGAGUUUAAAGGAAGAGGCAAAUGGAUUAAUUGGAAUGAAGCCAUUAAGAAUGUCAUCCUGGGAGACAAAAACACGAAAGUGCAAGAGAUCAUCGUUCCUACUAUAGACACGGUUCGCUACACCUUCUUAAUGGAUCUCUGCAUCAGCCAUGGAGUUCCUCUCAUGUUUGUUGGCCCUACUGGCACUGGGAAGUCACUGUACGUGAAGGAGAAACUGUUGAACAACCUGGACAAAGACUGCUACCUACCCUUUUUCAUCAACUUCUCAGCCCGCACUAGUGCUAACCAAACUCAGAACAUGAUCAUGUCUCGAUUAGAUAAGAGAAGGAAAGGGGUGUUUGGGCCUCCCAGGGGAAAAAAGUGUGUCAUCUUUGUAGAUGACUUGAACAUGCCUGCUCUAGAAAUCUUUGGGGCACAGCCUCCUGUGGAGCUCCUUCGACAGUACAUAGAUCAUGGAAACUGGUAUGACCUGAAGGAUACCUCCAAGAUCAGUCUCGUGGACAUUCAGCUUAUCUCAGCAAUGGGCCCCCCUGGUGGUGGAAGGAAUGCUGUAACUUCUCGCUUCCUGCGGCAUUUGAACAUUUUUAGCAUAAAUCCCUUUAGCGAUGAAACCAUGGUUCACAUUUUCUCCAAUAUUGUUGACUUCUAUCUGAAAAACAAUACCUUCCCACCAGAAAUCUUCACUACUGGCAAGCAGAUCGUGACAGCUAUGAUGGAAGUGUACAAGAAAGCCAUGGAGAACCUGCUCCCAACUCCAGCCAAAUCUCACUACACUUUCAACCUAAGGGACUUCUCACGUGUCAUCCAAGGCUGCUUGUUGCUGAAGAAGGAGUCUGUGGAGAACAAACGUACCGUGAUACGGCUGUUUGUACAUGAGGUUUUCCGUGUCUACUAUGACCGUCUGGUGGAUGACAAAGAUAGAACAUGGCUCUACAAACUGAUGAAUGGCAUUUUAAAAGAUCACUUCAAAGAGCCCUUUGACCAGGUCUUUGAUCAUCUGAAACAAGGCAAUAAACUAGCUGAGGAAGACAUGCAAAAUCUUCUGUUUGGUGACUACAUGAAUCCUGAGCUGCAAGGGGAUGAGCGCUUGUAUGCUGAGGUGCCUUCCAUGGAAAGCCUUGCAGAGGUGGUGGAGUUGAGUCUUGAAGAAUACAACCAGAUGCACAAGAACCACAUGAAUCUUGUCAUAUUUCGUUAUGUCCUGGAGCACCUGUCCCGUAUUAGCCGUGUAUUAAAGCAACCCGGAGGCAAUGCCCUGCUGGUUGGGGUGGGAGGCAGCGGACGCCAGUCCAUCACCCGCCUUGCCACAUCAAUGGCCCAGAUGACCAUGUUCCAGCCUGAGAUCUCCAAGAGCUAUGGCAUGACUGAGUGGAGAGACGACCUCAAGAUGCUGUUGAAAAAUGCUGGGGUUAAAGGACAGAAGACAGUGUUCUUGAUAACUGAUACUCAGAUCAAAGAUGAAAGCUUUCUGGAAGACGUGGACAGUCUUUUGAACACAGGAGAGGUGCCCAAUCUGUUUGCUGUAGAUGAGAAACAGGAAAUUAUCGAGACAAUACGUCCCAUUGCCCAAGGUGGUGAUAAGAAUUUGGAGCUGAGCACUUUGACUCUGUUUGCCUUCUUCGUUUCGCGCUGUAAAGAGAACCUACACGUAGUUGUGGCCUUUAGUCCUAUAGGAAAUGUUUUUCGACUUCGCCUGCGCCAGUUUCCCUCUCUUGUUAACUGCUGCACCAUUGACUGGUAUCAGCCAUGGCCAGAAGAAGCACUGGAGCGAGUAGCCAACUCCUUCCUGAAGUCACUGGAAAUUAGUGAAAAUGAUAGACAGGAGAUCAUACCUGUCUGCAAAACAUUCCACACAUCUGCCAAACAGCUAUCUCAGAAAUUCCUUGCUGAGCUGGGACGCCAUAAUUAUGUGACUCCAAAAUCAUACCUGGAGCUUAUUGCUACUUUUCGUCUGCUACUAACUGAGAAAAGAGACACAGUCAUGAAAGCGAAGCAGAGGUACACGAGUGGACUGGAUAAACUGGCCUUUGCUGAAUCUCAGGAAAGUAUUAUUCUAACCAGAUUUGUUGCUGAGAUGAAAAAAGAACUAGUAGAUCUACAGCCUAAACUGGAACAAGCAAAGAUAGAGAACACUGAAAUAAUGAAGGUGAUUGAGGUGGAAUCCGUUGAGGUAGAAGCCAAGAGUAAAGUUGUACGUGUUGAUGAAGAAGCAGCAACUAUUAAAGCCGAUGAGUCUCAAGCUCUGAAGAAUGAGUGCGAGAGUGACCUAGCUAAAGCCAUCCCUGCUCUCGAGGCUGCUCUCUCAGCUUUGGACACAUUGAAACCCACUGAUAUCACUAUUGUGAAGUCAAUGAAAAAUCCACCUUCAGGGGUGAAGCUAGUGAUGUCAGCUGUUUGUGUAAUGAAGGAGGUCAAGCCAGAUAAGAUAGCCGACCCAGCUGGUUCUGGAAAAAAGAUUUUUGACUACUGGGGUCCAAGCAAGAAGCUACUGAGUGACAUGAACUUUCUACGAGAUCUUAAAGAAUAUGACAAAGAUAAUAUUCCUGUUCCUGUGAUGCAAAAAAUCAGAAGUGAAUACAUGACUAAUCGUGGCUUUGACCCCAGUAUUGUAGCGAAGGCCUCCUCUGCAGCAGAGGGCCUGUGCAAGUGGAUUAAAGCAAUGGAAUCAUAUGAUAGGGUGGCAAAGGAUGUCGCUCCUAAAAAGGCUAAUCUUGCCAAGGCACAGGAGUCUCUGGCUGCUACUAUGGCCUUGCUGGAUGAGAAGAGAACCGAGUUAAAGGUGGUUGAGGACCGCUUGGCUGCCCUUCAUAAAACAUUUGAGGAGAAGACAAAUGAGAAGGCUCAGCUGGAGUUCCAGGUGGAUUUGUGUGCAAGGAAGUUGGAAAGGGCAGAAAAGCUCAUUGGUGGGCUGGGUGGAGAGAAGACCAGAUGGUCAAAAGCAGCAGAUGACCUGCAAGACACAUAUGACAAUUUGACUGGAGAUGUUCUUAUUUCUGCCGGUGUCAUCGCCUACUUGGGGGCUUUCACCACUGGCUUCAGACAGGACUGCACUAAGUCAUGGACCAAACUCUGCCAAUCUAGGAACAUUCCAUCAUCAGACAACUUCUCUCUCAGUAAAACCCUGGGGGAUCCCAUUCAAAUCCGAGCUUGGAACAUCGCAGGCCUUCCCAGUGACUCUUUCUCUGUCGAAAAUGGCGUCAUUGUCACUAAUUCACGUAGAUGGCCUUUGAUGAUUGACCCUCAGGGUCAAGCCAACAAGUGGGUGAAGAAUUUAGAAAAAGAUAACAACCUGAGUGUAAUCAAGUUAACAGAUGGGGACUACAUGAGAACGUUGGAAAAUUGCAUUCAGUUUGGAACACCUUUGCUGCUGGAAAAUGUUGGAGAAGAACUGGACCCUUCACUAGAACCACUGCUGCUCAAACAAACCUUCAAACAAGGUGGUGUCGAAAGCAUCAGGCUUGGUGAAAGUGUGAUUGAAUACUCAGCUGAUUUUCGUUUCUACAUCACCACCAAGCUGAGGAACCCACAUUACCUACCCGAACUGUCCACCAAAGUGUCCCUGCUCAAUUUCAUGAUCACACCAGAGGGUUUGGAGGACCAGCUGCUUGGGAUUGUAGUUGCCAAGGAGAGGCCAGAACUGGAAGAAGAGAGAAAUAUGCUAAUCCUGCAAUCAGCUGAGAAUAAGAAGCAGCUAAAGGAAACUGAAGACAAGAUCCUGAAAACUCUGCAGUCUUCUGAGGGAAAUAUCCUGGAGGAUGAGAGUGCCAUUCACAUUCUAGACUCGGCAAAGAUCAUGUCCAAUGAGAUUACCAAGAAACAGCAGACUGCAGAGAAGACAGAAAUCAAGAUAGCUGAGUCCAGAGAGGGCUACAGACGUGUUGCAAACCACUCAUCCAUCCUGUUCUUCAGCAUUGCUGAUCUGACCAACAUAGAUCCUAUGUACCAGUACUCCCUCAGCUGGUUUGUCAACCUCUACAUCAACUCCAUACAAGACAGUAACAAGUCCAAGAUUUUGGAGAGGAGGCUUAAUUUAUUAAUCGAUCACUUCACCUACAACCUGUACUGCAACGUCUGCCGUUCUCUCUUUGAGAAGGACAAACUUCUCUUCUCCUUUCUUCUCUGCUGCAAUUUGCUCUUAGCAAAGAAGGAGAUUGAAUACUCAGAGUUCAUGUUCUUCCUGACUGGGGGAGUAGGCUUGCAGAAUACCAUUGCUAACCCAGACCCAACGUGGUUACACGACAAGAGCUGGGAUGAAAUCUGCAGAGCCAGUGAGCUACCUGGCUUACAAGGAAUCAAAGAGGCUUUCAUCAACAAUCCAGGAGAUUUCCAGCCUCUUUAUGACAACAAAGAGCCAUGUAAUGUUUCUCUGCCCAAACCAUGGUGUGAACAGCUAACUGACCUGCAAAAGAUGAUCAUUGUUCGCUGCCUCAGGCCCGAUAAGAUAGUGCCAGCUUUGACUAAGUUUGUGACUGGCAGGCUGGGGAAGAAGUUUGUCCAGCCCCCUCCCUUUGACUUGAGUAAGAGCUACCAGGAGUCCAACUCAACCAUCCCACUCGUGUUUGUGCUUUCUCCGGGGGCUGAUCCAUUGGCUAACUUGCUCAAGUUUGCCAAUGGCAAGAAAAUGGAUGGAGCCAAGUUCCAGUCUAUCUCUCUGGGUCAGGGCCAGGGGCCCAUAGCUGCUAAAUUGAUAUCCACAGCUAUGCAGAAUGGUACGUGGGUGUGUUUGCAGAAUUGUCACCUGGCUGUUUCAUGGAUGUCUACCCUAGAGAAGAUCUGCGAAGACCUCAGUCCCACAACAUGCCACCAUGACUUCCGCCUCUGGCUCACAAGUUAUCCUUCAUCCAAGUUUCCAGUGAGCAUCUUGCAAAACGGUGUGAAAAUGAUAAAUGAGCAACCCACAGGACUCCGUCUCAAUCUCCAACAGUCUUAUGUGACGGAUCCCAUUUCUGAUCCAAACUUUUUCAAUAACUGUCCCAAAAAGGAGCUGAUUUGGGAGAAACUCCUCUAUGGACUCUGCUUCUUCCAUGCUCUCAUUCAGGAGAGAAAAAACUUUGGUCCGCUGGGCUGGAAUAUUCCUUAUGGCUUCAAUGAAUCUGACCUCCAUAUAAGCAUCCGACAGCUCCAGAUAUUUGUAAACGAGUACGACGAGGUGCCCUUGGAUGCGAUAACAUAUCUGACUGGGCAAUGCAAUUACGGUGGCCGUGUGACAGAUGACUGGGACAGGCGGCUCCUGAUGACAAUUUUAGCUGAUUUCUACAACAAGGACAUCAUUGAAACAUUUCGCUACCCUCUUUCACCCAGUGGCAAAUACUUUGUCCCACCUAAAUCUAGCUAUGAAGACUACAUUCUCUUUAUCCAGAAUCUUCCAUCCAGUCAGCAUCCAGAGGUCUUUGGGAUGCAUGAAAAUGUGGAUAUUUCUAAAGAUUUGCAGCAAACAAAACUGCUGUUUGAUUCGCUGCUACUCACCCAGGGUGGAGGAGCUAAGGGAGGGGCCAGCUCUGGGGGUGACAGCACCCUGUAUGACAUAGCAAAUGAUGUCCUUACCAAGCUCCCAGCUAAUUUUGACACAGGAGUGGUUCUUUUGAAGUUCCCAGUACUCUAUGAAGAAAGCAUGAAUACAGUUCUCGUCCAAGAGAUGGAGCGCUACAACAGAUUGUGUAGUACAAUUUGUGUGAGUCUGCAGAACCUUUUGAAAGCCAUUAAGGGCUUGGUGGUGAUGGAUUCAGACCUGGAGGCACUAGCAGGUAGUUUGAUAGUGGGCAAGAUCCCGGAGAAAUGGGCCAAGUGCUCUUACCCAAGCCUCAAGCCCCUGGGUAGUUACAUUAAUGACUUCCUCGCAAGACUCAAGUUUUUACAGGUUUGGUAUGAAACUGGAAAGCCCAACAUAUUCUGGCUGUCUGGCUUCUUCUUCACACAAGCCUUCCUCACUGGAGCUAUGCAGAACUAUGCCAGGAAAUACCAUGUUCCCAUUGACCUGUUAAGCUUUGAUUUUGAGGUGCUUCCUAUUGAUGAAACAGAAACAGCACCUGAGGACGGUGUUUACAUCAAUGGAUUGUUUCUUGAUGGAGCACGAUGGGACAAAGAAAGCGGCGUUCUGGCUGAGCAGCACCCCAAAGUCCUGUUUGCCUUGAUGCCCAUCAUCUGGAUAAAACCUACUAAAAAGGAGAGCACUGAUCAAUCUCAGGAACGGUAUGUUUGCCCUCUCUAUAAGACAAGCGAGAGGAAAGGCACUCUCUCCACCACUGGCCACUCCACCAAUUUCGUCAUCACCAUGACAUUGCCCACCAGCAAGCACCCACGGCACUGGAUCGAGCGGGGGGUGGCCAUGCUCUGCCAGCUGGAUGACUGAGUUUGGAUGA